This is a messenger RNA of Halichondria panicea, 736 nucleotides long. Its product is annotated as proline-rich transmembrane protein 1-like. The record is from RefSeq and is a predicted model, not a curated record. The transcript is spliced from 4 exons. Lineage: Eukaryota; Metazoa; Porifera; Demospongiae; Suberitida; Halichondriidae. Gene Ontology annotation, cellular component: membrane. Bases 107 to 616 code for a protein of 169 amino acids.
UACUUCCUCAUGCAGUUCCUGUGUAAAACUUAAAUAUUAGUGUAUUACAGUACUGGCUACAAUUUAUGUUUUACAUUGGCUAAAAUACUAUCAGAUUUAUCAAGCAAUGGAUAAAGGUGCUGAAUCUCAAGGUUAUUCUCAACAGCCAGAGCAACAAGGCUACAACAAGCCACCAACCUACACUGGUGAGCUACCCACAGCUGGACCCAGUUAUCAACACUAUGAGUACCCUCAGCAACACUACGAGUACCCUCAGGUCGUUACUCAGACUGGUCAACAUCCACAGUAUGGACAAAAUGUGCAUGCUGCACCACUGCAGCCAAUGGUCAUUCAAGAGCCACAAGACCCUCCACCAAGUGACUAUCUUGCUCUCUCCAUUUUUACAACUAUACUCUGUUUCUGGCCACUUGGAAUUGCUGCAAUUGUCUUCUCUGUCAAGACACGAAAUUCUUUCCAACGAGGAGAGUAUGAAAAGGCGAGGAUAAGUUCCUCGAAUGCCAAGAUCUUCAACAUUAUUUCAAUUGCAGUUGGAAUAUUUCUCUGGGUCAUUGUGUUAAUUGCUCAGCUGGCAUGGAUUAUUCCCCUAGCUUUUCUUCUGAGCAUUGUACGUAAUUAGGGUAAUGCAUAAACUACAAUUCAUGCAAUGUAAGGUACAUGUAAUAAGUGUCAUAAAUAAUUUUUUUAAAUUUUCGCUCAUCAAUCAUUUUUAAAUCACAAUAAGACGAUGUUUACCUGA